This is a messenger RNA of Aspergillus terreus NIH2624, 1143 nucleotides long. Its product is annotated as multidomain presynaptic cytomatrix related protein. Gene Ontology annotation, cellular component: phagophore assembly site. Gene Ontology annotation, biological process: autophagosome assembly. Lineage: Eukaryota; Fungi; Ascomycota; Eurotiomycetes; Eurotiales; Aspergillaceae. The coding region runs from base 1 to 1143 and encodes 380 amino acids. The record is from RefSeq and is a predicted model, not a curated record. The transcript has 4 exons.
AUGGGUCAGGGAGGGCACUCGCUGAGAGAUUUGACGUCACUCUGCAGUUCCUUCUCCAACAAGCAGCAUGGCUCUACGACCGACAGCUCUCUCAGGUUCGGGCCCAGAUGCGUAAAGUCGGCACAACGCAGUCCAACUCUCCUUCCCCAGCUCCGGGAUCUAUCUCAGGGAGUGCGGCUUUGGGUCCUCCCGGAAAGGGGACACCGAGCGCAGGUAGAUGAGUUCGAUCGAGAGCCCCCACGCGGCUUGCAUCGCAUCAGAAAGAGACACUCCCGCAACGAGGUAAGCUUCAACAAUGCAGUUCAUGCCUUAACUCAACAUAACACGUCUCUAGGGCAACUCCCACGGCGAACAAGCUCUUCGACGACAGUCAACCAGGUCAAGACAUCAAGGGAUCCUCUUCCCUCCGAAUCUCCAGCUACAGAGGCGAAGGAACAGAAAUGGGCCAGCUAUGGCCGUCGUCCUUCUACAGGCAGACGAGAACCAGCACCCGCGCCCCAUCUCCACAAGUCGCCCACGCUCGAGGAGGAAGACCUGACUUCUAGCCCAUCUGAGUCUGAAUCCGAUCUUGAGGAGACGACAGUCAGCCGAAGAGGCCCACGGUUCCGUCACUUUGGCAAGUUCUCCACCCAUCGACAGGGUCUCCGGGACGAUGAUGAGGAUGACGAUGAGUCCCCAGCAUUCCUUCCCGUUUCCCGUGGGCCUGAACACGCACCACGCGAGAGCGCAGGCCCGGAUCUAAAUGCAACCCUCCGGAUGGAGUCUGAAGACCCAUCAGCACCACGGAGGCGUGUGGAACAGAAUCCCAUCCCGCGGAAAUCAGUAACUGCCGAGUCCUCAACUAGCUCUGUGAGUUCAGGUGCUCCAGCUACCUUGCCGUCGGCGGAAGCGCGGCGGCGUGUUCCUCCUGGGACGUUCAGUCCCAGGCGAGCGGCCGACCUCGCACAUCUAAGCCCGCGGCGAUCUGUUGCAUCAAGAGACGCCAGUGACACGCCAAGUAUGGGGAGCAGUUUCAGUGAUUUGGACGAUGCAAGUGUGACCCAAUCGGCACUGGAAGAGGCGCUGUUGAGUAACAUGCAACACGGAGGGAUGGCCAGUCGGAUGAGCACCAUCAGCCAAGCCAUCCGGAGCCGUUAUCUGUGA